GCGGGGCGCGGGGCGCGCUCUCCCUAGUGAGAGUCAGAAAACGCGCCGGGUCCCAAAAGCCUUCGUGCCGCCUAACGCCCUUGACACCAGCUCUAGACCCCUGAAACCUGAAGGCGAUGAAAUGAGCGACAAAUUUAAGCUUUGUCUGAUCAGGAAGAUGAUGUUCUCAGCGCCAUCCACACGUGCAGCCGACUCUUCGGGGCUCUGCUGGAACGGAGGGAGCUCUUCGUGGGCCACCUACCUGCCGAGGAGGCGGCCAUGGCAGGGUCCGGAGAUGCCCUUCGGAAGUAUAAGGUGUGGAUGAGACAUCGGUAUAACAGCUGCUGCAACAGCCUUUCAGAGCUCUUGGGCCAUCGUUCUUUCAAAGUCAAGGAACUGGCUCUUUGCACGCUCAUGAAGUUUGUACAGCUGGAGGGGGAGUACCCGCUGGAGAAAUCCAAAUGGGAAGGCAACUAUUUGUUCCCUCGGGGUCUCCUCUUGUCUGUGGUGGAAGGCCUGAUUCCAACAGAGGGGGAUUCAUCCCUGCUGAUCUCCCGGUUCCAGGAGUACCUGGAACACGAUGAUGUUCGAUACCACACAAUGCAGGCCGUUGUGGAUUUGGUGGCCAGAGUCACAGACACACACCAACAGGGGGUUCCCUCUACGUUCUGGAACAACACCUUCACCCUGGUCUCCUCUGUGAGCCUGCCCCGCCAGCAGAGUGACAUCUCUAACUUCUAUGUGAAACAUAAAGAGAUGCUGGAGAAGUGGAAGGUCACUCAGCUGAAGGAACACAAGCACGUGUUUGAGAAGAUGUGGUUCAGUUUUCUCAAGCACAAGCUGCCCGUCAACCUCUACAAGAAAGUGCUUGUGAUCAUGCACGACUCCAUCCUGCCCCACAUGAGCCAGCCGAGCCUCAUGAUUGACUUCCUCACGAAGGCCUACGACAUUGGUGGUGCCAUAAGUCUCCUGGCCUUGAACGGACUCUUUAUUCUUAUUCAUCAGCAUAACCUUGAGUACCCUGACUUUUAUCGGAAGCUCUACAGCCUGCUGGACCCUUCUGUUUUCCACGUGAAGUACCGAGCCCGCUUCUUCCACCUGGCAGACCUGUUCUUGUCUUCCUCGCACUUACCCGCUUACUUGGUGGCUGCCUUUGCCAAGCGCCUCUGCCGCCUGUCCCUGACCGCUCCUCCUGAGGCGCUGCUCAUGGUCAUUCCCUUCAUCUGCAACUUGCUCCGAAGACAUCCUGCCUGCAAGGCCCUGAUCCACCGCCCCAGCGUGGAGGCCAGUGAUAUGACUGCUGACCCCUAUGACAUGGAGGAAGAAGAUCCAGCCAAAAGUCAUGCCCUGGAGAGUUGUCUGUGGGAGCUCAAGGCUCUCCAGAGACAUUAUCACCCCGAGGUAGCCAAAGCAGCCAUGGCCAUCAACCAGGCCCUGUCCCCUCACGAAGUCAGCAUUGCCCAGCUGCUGGAACUCUCCCCUUAUGAGAUCUUUGAGAAAGACUUUAAGAAGGAGGGGUCUGGCCCUGUGCCCCUGGAGUUCCUGCAGCCCCAGGGACUGCUGGGCCGGAGAGGUGACCUCGCCAUGGAACACUUUGCUCUGGACUGACACCCUUGCUUUUCCUUCCUCACCCCCAAGUUUUGGAUUAAAUGUUUUUUACAGAAUGA
Messenger RNA from Sarcophilus harrisii (Tasmanian devil), 1646 nucleotides. It is a transcript of the gene NOC4L, whose product is annotated as nucleolar complex associated 4 homolog. Gene Ontology annotation, biological process: ribosome biogenesis. The transcript has 15 exons. Lineage: Eukaryota; Metazoa; Chordata; Mammalia; Dasyuromorphia; Dasyuridae. The record is from RefSeq and is a predicted model, not a curated record. Bases 259 to 1587 code for a protein of 442 amino acids. Gene Ontology annotation, cellular component: small-subunit processome; nucleolus; Noc4p-Nop14p complex.